This is a messenger RNA of Endocarpon pusillum Z07020, 1215 nucleotides long. RefSeq lists its product as uncharacterized. Lineage: Eukaryota; Fungi; Ascomycota; Eurotiomycetes; Verrucariales; Verrucariaceae. The transcript is spliced from 2 exons. Gene Ontology annotation, biological process: protein N-linked glycosylation. The record is from RefSeq and is a predicted model, not a curated record. Gene Ontology annotation, molecular function: alpha-1,6-mannosyltransferase activity. Bases 1 to 1215 code for a protein of 404 amino acids. Gene Ontology annotation, cellular component: mannan polymerase complex.
AUGCCGCGGACUGACCGCCGCUGGCGCAACCUAGUCUUCCUCACUCUCCUACUAUACCUCCUCUACAAUUACUUUCCCUCACCACCUAAAUGGGAAAACAAUCGCUCUGCGAAUCGCCCUGCGCCAACACGCGAGCAGACCACAAAGCCUGAGUUCUUAUACCACUCGCACUUUCGACAAAAUCCGGAUGUCACCUUGGAGAAUCAGUUGGAACAGGCGCUUCUUAACAUCGAGAACCGCGCAUUACUACCAGAGGCUAGGGGUACUGUAAAGAAAAUCUGGCAAACUGGACCGGAAGAUGCAGAGGAAAGGGAAUAUGAUUGUAGGCGGUGGCAGGAGCAGAAUUCGGGGUGGGAGUACAAAUACCUUACUGAUAGAGAUGGCCUUGACUUCGUGCAAUCCCUAAACAGUAUACCUUCUUUGACCGAGAUAUACACCAACUAUCCUGUCUCAAUCCUCCGAGCCGACCUGCUCCGUUAUUUACUUCUCUGGUAUAAUGGCGGCUUUUACGCUGACAUUGACGUCCACCCUAUUCAACCUAUUGAGUUCUGUAAUUCUCUAAAUCCACUAUUUACAGAACAUUAUCAUAAUAUCUCUCUUGCAGUCAGCAUUGAGAUUGAUGAACCUUACGCCUCUACAGCGAUGAAAAAGCAGUGGCACUGGUCGCGAACAUAUGGUUUUAUUCAGUAUACUUUAUACGCGCCUAGGCGGUUCAGUCCGUUCCUGAGAAGAGCUAUCGUGAGGGUUAUUGCACAUUCAGUAAGGCAUAAUCGUGCUAGCUCUGGAUUUUUCCAUGGGCCACGGUACAGUGAGGAGGACAUACUGGAGGUCACUGGGCCGGGGAUGUUCACGGAUGCGGUGCUAGAUGUGCUUUCUGAAUCAUUACCCCAAGAGCAUGACUUGAUGAGCGCGUCUGUAAAAGCAGAUGAGACUGCUGGAGAGAUAAAGAGAGACGACCGCGCACGGGUGACUUGGGCCCCGUUUCAUCAUCUGAAGGAGCCUCUCUGGAUCGAUGGGAAAGCGGGUAGGGGUCAGAGCGCAGAAGGGGAAGGAGAAGCCGAAAGCGUAAGCGGACUUCUGGUGCUACCCAUAAAUGUCUGGGGCAAUGGGCAACGGCAUUCGGGGGCGGAAAUGUUUGACAGUAAGGAGGCAUGCGUCAACCAUCGGUUCGGAAGGACGUGGAAGAAGGGAUGGUGGGAGUACAUUUUUGGUUAG